Messenger RNA from Medicago truncatula (barrel medic), 2307 nucleotides. RefSeq names its product probable LRR receptor-like serine/threonine-protein kinase At5g63710. Gene Ontology annotation, molecular function: protein kinase activity; ATP binding; protein binding. The record is from RefSeq and is a predicted model, not a curated record. Lineage: Eukaryota; Viridiplantae; Streptophyta; Magnoliopsida; Fabales; Fabaceae. The transcript is spliced from 11 exons. The coding region runs from base 245 to 2038 and encodes 597 amino acids. Gene Ontology annotation, biological process: protein phosphorylation.
GAAAAAAAAAGGAGUCUUCGUUCUUUACCCUUUUAAGUCCUGUUUCUUAUUGCCAUGUGGGUCCCUCCCUUGCACUACCUUAUGAUCACUCAACUCAUUUGCUAUCUUUGACAUUCAUCAUUUUGUGACAACAAUAAAGUGUGAUCCCUCCUUCAACUCCCUCUCUCCUAUCAGUGUUCAUGUUUGCAAAACUAGUAAGGCUUGAGAAGGUGUGUAUGUUCUUUGGAGAUCAAAGGGGUUUUCCAUGUUGCCCCCAAAUUCUAGCAGGGCUCCUUUCAAAAUAUUGAUGAGGUGGUUCAUAUUCCUUGUUGUCUUGAAACUCAGUUCUGCAAUCAAAGAUCCUGAUAUAGAAGGUGAAGCUCUGCUUGAUCUUUUGAAUUACCUCAAUGAUUCAAAUAAUCAAAUACAAGAUUGGGAUAGUCAUUUAGUGAGCCCAUGUUUCAGCUGGUCACAUGUCACUUGUAGAAAUGGACAUGUCAUAUCUCUGACCCUGGCUUCUAUUGGAUUUUCUGGAACACUUUCUCCCUCAAUUACCAGAUUGAAAUAUUUGGUUAACUUGGAAUUGCAGAACAACAAUCUUUCAGGCCCCAUACCUGAUUACAUUUCCAACUUGACAGACCUACAAUAUCUGAAUCUUGCUAACAAUAAUUUUAAUGGCUCUAUACCGGUUAGUUGGGGUCAACUAUCCAGUCUCAAGAAUGUGGAUCUUUCAUCUAAUGGUCUUACCGGAACUAUCCCUACACAACUCUUUUCAGUUCCAAUGUUUAACUUUUCAGAUACGCCUCUUGAUUGUGGCUCUAGCUUCGACCAGCCUUGUGUUUCUAAAUCUGAUCAUCCAGCUUCAACCAACAAAUCAAAAUUGGCAAAAGCCAUGCCUUAUGCGAGUUGCGGUGCAUUUGUGCUUCUGUGUCUUGGAGCCAUCUUUACAUAUAGACACCAUCAAAAGAUCAGACACAAAAGUGACGUCUUUGUUGAUGUUUUAGGUGAAGAUGAGAGCAAAAUUUCUUUUGGACAAUUAAGAAGGUUUUCUUUGCGAGAACUCCAACUCGCAACUAAAAGUUUCAGCGAAAGCAAUGUAAUUGGCCAAGGUGGAUUUGGAAAAGUCUACAAAGGAGUACUCUCAGAUAACACAAAAAUCGCUGUGAAACGCCUCACCGAUUAUCAUAAUCCUGGUGGUGAGGCUGCGUUUGAGAGAGAAGUUGAUCUGAUUAGCGUUGCAGUUCAUAGAAAUCUCCUAAGACUAAUUGGAUUCUGUACAACAUCAACUGAAAGAAUCCUUGUAUAUCCUUUCAUGGAAAAUCUAAGUGUAGCAUAUCAACUAAGAGAUUUGAAAUCUGAUGAGAAAGGCUUGGAUUGGCCGACAAGGAAGCGUGUAGCUUUUGGUACGGCGCACGGUCUAGAAUAUCUACACGAGCAAUGCAAUCCGAAGAUAAUUCACCGUGAUCUAAAGGCUGCAAAUAUCCUUCUAGAUGAUGAGUUUGAACCUGUUCUAGGUGAUUUUGGACUGGCCAAGCUGGUUGAUGCAAGGAUGACUCAUGUUACCACUCAAGUGCGCGGUACAAUGGGUCAUAUUGCCCCGGAAUAUUUGUCAACUGGAAAAUCAUCAGAAAAGACAGAUGUUUUUGGAUAUGGCAUAACACUUCUUGAACUAAUCACUGGUCAGCGCGCAAUUGACCUCUCUCGGCUCGAAGAGGAGGAGGACGUUCUUUUGAUUGAUCAUGUAAAAAAUCUAAUUAGAGAAAAUAGGCUAGAGGACAUAGUGGAUAACAAUUUGGAGACUUAUGAUCCAAAAGAAGCUGAAACCAUUCUUCAAGUUGCAUUACUUUGCACACAAGGCUAUCCAGAGGAUCGUCCGACAAUGUCCGAGGUGGUAAAAAUGUUGCAGGGAGUAGGGUUGGCAGAUAGAUGGGCUGACUGGAAGCAACUUGAAGAGGCUAGAAAUCAAGAAAUAGAAUUAUCACUCAUGACUCACCAAUUUCCUUGGAGUGAUGAAUCUACUCUUGAUCAAGAAGCUAUACAACUUUCCAGAGCAAGAUAGGCAUAGAAUAACUACAGAAGUCAAUUUUGAAAAUGCUCGUCCUUGUCAUCAUAGAAUAUAUAUGUACUUUCAGUAUGCUUUAAAGAAAAAAGGAAUAUAUACGCAUACGUACUUUAAAGUCUAUAUUAUAUAUAUAUAUAUAUAUAUAUAGUGAUGAAUGUUAUAUAGAAUAGAAUGGAAAAGAAAGGAAUGAAGGGUUUGACAUAGAUAAUAUAUUGUAUUUAAUUAGAGGUGAAGAUUAUGGUUGCAAUAUAUGUGAAUCACAACUA